CACUCUUCAAUUUUCACAAUUUCCUUCCUCAGCUAUAGUUGUUGAAGCAAAGGGAGAAAAAACUAAGGAACAUAGCAUUGCUCCUCCUAGAUUCUAAUCUCUGGCUAUUCUAACCUUGCAUACAUGGCUACAUUAGUGAAACGCAAGACUUGUUCAAUUGUUGCAGCAACAUGGCUCGUCUUGUGUAUUCUUACUAUGAUUUGCAGUGUCAGUUUAGCAGAUAGAAUGUUGAAAGAAAAAGAAACAGGAAAUGAUGCUAAGAAAGAGAGACAAGGAGUUCUGAAAGCCAUUGCAAAUUUCUUGUGGGAAGAUGGAAAGUCUUCCUACGAACCUGUUUGGCCGAACAUGAAAUUUGGUUGGAGAAUUAUAGUAGGAUCCAUCAUUGGAUUUUCGGGAGCUGCAUUGGGAAGCGUUGGAGGGGUAGGAGGUGGAGGAAUUUUUGUUCCUAUGCUCGCUUUGAUCAUUGGCUUUGAUCCCAAGUCUUCAACGGCCAUUUCUAAGUGUAUGAUAAUGGGUGCAUCAAUAUCAACUGUGUACUACAAUCUGAGGCUCAGACACCCAACACUGGACAUGCCCCUCAUAGACUAUGACCUGGCUUUGAUCUUUCAGCCUAUGCUGAUGUUAGGAAUAAGCAUUGGUGUUAUAUGCAAUGUCAUGUUUGCUGAUUGGAUGGUCACAGUUUUGCUUAUCAUCUUAUUCGUAGCCACAUCAUCAAAAGCUACAUACAAAGGCAUAGAUACAUGGAAAAAGGAAACAAUUGCAAAGAAGGAAGCAUCCAAACUGCUGCAACAAGCAGAACCAGAACCUGGUGAUGACUACAAGUCAAUACCAAGUGGUCCAACUGAUUCACUGUUCGAGGAGGCUCCUUUACUAAAAAACAUAUAUUGGAAAGAACUAUCACUCCUAGUAUAUGUCUGGGUGGCCUUUUUCAUUGUUCAGAUUGUUAAGGAAUACAGCAAGCCCUGCUCCAUCCAGUUCUGGGUUGUUAAUUUCUUGCAGGUUCCUAUUGCGAUCUCUGUUACACUUUUUGAAGCCAUAGGCUUGUACAAAGGAACUAGAGUGAUUGCAUCAAAGGGAAAGGAAAUUACCCAUUGGAAGAUUCAUCAGAUCUGUCUCUACUGUUCCACUGGAAUAAUGGCUGGUAUGGUUGGAGGAUUGCUUGGUCUAGGAGGUGGAUUCAUUUUGGGACCAUUGUUUCUGGAAUUGGGAAUUCCUCCUCAGGUAGCAAGUGCCACAUCAACUUUUGCUAUGGUUUUUUCAUCCUCCAUGUCAGUGGUGCAAUACUACUUGUUGGAUCGUUUCCCAGUACCGUAUGCUUCCUACUUUGCUCUGGUUGCAACCUUAGCUGCUUUCACUGGUCAGCAUGUGGUGAGAAAGAUAAUUGUAGUUCUUGGGCGAGCAUCCAUUAUCAUCUUCAUACUAGCAUUGACCAUUUUCAUCAGCGCACUAAGUUUAGGUGGAGUGGGAAUAGAGAACAUAAUUGAGAAGAUAGAAAAGCAUGAGUAUAUGGGCUUUGAAGAUCUCUGUGCGUCUUAUUAGAGUUCCUAAACAUUAUUCAAACGGUUCAUUUAAUUCGGGCAACGAGAAGAUUGUGUUUUGUAUCUUAUUUUCCUUUAUCUCAAUGUUGAUGUCAAGCAUUUCACUUUGGUUUCUGAAAAAUCAUGUGCCACGAAAACAAAGCACUGGGAUAUAUAUUCUCUGAUCAUUUAGACAGCACAUCUGACAUAUCAUGGGCUAUGAAUGAUGAAAAUAAAAUUUUGGCUCUGCUAUUUUA
Molecule: messenger RNA, 1774 nt
Organism: Vigna unguiculata (cowpea)
Lineage: Eukaryota; Viridiplantae; Streptophyta; Magnoliopsida; Fabales; Fabaceae
Product: sulfite exporter TauE/SafE family protein 3-like
Biological process (GO): protein ubiquitination
Cellular component (GO): membrane; Cul4A-RING E3 ubiquitin ligase complex
Source: RefSeq, a predicted model, not a curated record